CCCGUCUGCCACGGGCACAGCAGGGAGUCGCCGCCGGAGUGUCAGGCCUAAUAAAAACACCUCGCCUGGCAUUCCACUCCCUGCCCGAGUAUGUGCUGACUAUAAUGUUAGCACUGCCCUCCAAACCGUUUCAGGAUCGUAUCUUGGGUAUCUUAUCUGGGGCCAGAGCUUCUUGGUCAGUCUCUUCAGAAAUGGCCCCAAGGGUUACUGCACUGCUGCUGCUGCCACUGCUGCUGGCCAUGCCACCCCGCACCACCGGCUGUCCCGCUGCCUGCCGCUGUUACAGCGCCACAGUGGAGUGUGGUGCCCUGCAGCUGCGUGUCAUCCCUCCGGGAAUCCCCCCAGGAACACAGACCCUGUUCCUUCAGGACAACAGCAUCGCGCACCUGGAGCCAGGUGCCCUGGCACCGCUUGCUGCUCUGCGCCACCUCUACCUGCACAACAACAGCCUGCAUGCCCUGGACUCCGGCGCCUUUCGUGGGCAGCCGCGCCUACUCGAGCUGGCACUCACUGGCAACCGGCUGCGUGGCCUUCAUGGCAGUGCAUUCGUGGGCUUGGCCCAGCUUCGGGUCCUGUACCUUGCUGGCAACCAGCUGGCACGGCUGCUGGACUUCACCUUCUUGCACAUGCCGCGACUACAGGAGCUACAUCUUCAAGAAAACAGCAUUGAAGUACUGGAGGACCAGGCCCUGGCUGGGCUCUCCUCCUUGGCCCUGCUGGACCUCAGCAGAAACCAGCUAGGCACUAUCAGCAGAGAGGCCCUGCGGCCCCUGGCCAGCCUACAAGUCUUACGCCUCACAGAGAACCCGUGGCGCUGUGAUUGUGCCCUUCACUGGCUGGGCUCUUGGAUCAAGGAGGGGGGCCAGCGGCUGCUCAGCUCCAGAGACAGGAAGAUAAUGUGCGCAGAGCCUCCCCGCCUAGCGCUGCAGAGUCUUCUGGAUGUGUCUGGCAGUAGCCUCAUCUGCAUUCCUCCCUCUGUGCAUGUGGAGCCUCUGGAACUCACUGCUAACUUGGGCGAGGACCUGCGGGUGGCUUGCCAGGCAUCAGGCUACCCACAGCCCCUUGUGACCUGGAGAAAGGUGCCCCAGCCUCGAGGCCAGCCUCAAGCCCAGGUGCAGCUGGAAGGCGGCGCACCGGGCCUGGGCGGGCAGGCGAAGGCGACCCGUGACACCGGCAGCGGCAUGCUCUUCCUCACCAACAUCACGCUGGCACACGCCGGCAAGUAUGAGUGCGAGGCUGCCAACGCCGGGGGCAAUGCCCGCGUGCCCUUCCGCCUUCUUGUCAACGCGUCUCUGCAGCGGUCACUGCCGCCGCCGGCCCUGCCAGCGCGCCCGGCGGGCCGCGAGCCGCGGCACGAGGCGGGCAGCAUGGCGUUCCUCGCGCUGGGCCCGGCCACGCAGACGGCCGUGGCGGCGGCCAUCUUGCUGCUGGCGCUCACGGCGCUGCUGCUGACUUCCAUGAUCUGCCGGCGCCGGCGGCGGCGGAAAAAGGCGCCCGCGCCGCCAGGGGAGGGAGCGCUGUUUGUUAACGACUAUUCAGACGGGCCUUGCACCUUCGCCCAGCUGGAGGAGCUCCGGGACGAGCGCGGCCAUGAGAUGUUCGUGAUCGACCGCUCUAAGCCCCUGUUCGCGGAUGCGCCAGCGGAAUCGCCCGCGGACCGCAGCCCGGCCGAAGGACCGGCGCCUGGGCUCCGCCUCCCUACUCGCGUCGCCUAUGAGAUCCAUUGCUGAGCCGGUGGUGAGCGCAGAUGAUGUGGGCGCCAGAGACUGGCCGGGGCGAUCCUGCGCAUGCUCAUCAGUAAAAAUAGAAGCUGCGCUGUUGCCCCCAGCAGUGUGUGGGUUGUGGGGACCAAGGCUAGGGAGGAGUCCCUACACAGUUCAGUGGUCCCGACCACCAGCUCUCUUGGGGACACCUCGCUAGCCCUUGCUGGCGGGGAUGGCGGGGUGACUCGGUGGGGGUGGGCAGGAGGUGGCUGAUACUUGUUGAUCACUGGUCAUGCUGGAAGAGUGACAGCAGAAAUGAGACAGGUCACUCUGGCCAGUUAGGACACACACACCAAAAAAAAAAAAAAAAAAAAAAGUCACACAUUGGAGUUCCAGACACUGCACGUUUGUACCAUGAUGACACCUUCCAGCCUCACAGUAAGCUGAUAAUGAUUCAGGUGCCAGGGCAGGGAACAUAGUACAAGGCCCUAAAUUGCAUGGCAGAUCCCAUCCCAACUUCCAUGCCAGUGCUUUGCACUCUUGAAAAGAGGACAGGAAAUGCCCAGCCCACUGUUUCUCUCAGGUCAGACCUGGGAUUCUAAGAUCAUCUGCAGAGUCUCACAACCCCAAAGAGAAACCAAACAACCAUACAGAGCACAGGUAGGCCUGAAAUGCUCUACACUCAGUUAGAUAAUGAGCAAUGAAGAGCACUACAGGAAGCAGGGCGGCUCAAGAAACACGGCAGACCCUGCAGAAAACCUUGAGUAGUACCUUCGUGUCAGGCCUCCAGCAGAGUCCAGGCAAAAGCUCUGUCUUAAACUAUUUCUCACCCAGAAAUUUGGAAAUCACAGGCUGAAAUAGUCUGCAGCUAGGCGCCCAUAGAUGUCUGUGGUCCAGAGUACAUGGGCCCGGCCCGAGGCCAGCAGCAACUGGUGCAACUCAGCUUCUACACGGGCAAACUUCUCCUCAUUGAUGGAGGCCUCCAGUAAGACAGAAGCAGGCGGUGGCCAUGGAAGGCCAUCAUAACAGUCCACAGGGAAUGGGUGCACCACAGUACGAAGCUCAGCCUGUACCACAGAGUCCCUCAGCAGCUCCUUAAGUCCUGCCAUGGACAGUGGGUUACCAUAGAGUCCAAGGUAGCGAAGACUGGCACAGCGAGUCAAAGUGGGCAGUGUAGCUAACAGCUGGGCAUCAGCAAGCUGGCACUCGGUCAGCUCAAGAUGCAGCAGUGUGGCUGCUGCCGCCUGCAACAGACCCUGAAAAGGUGUUAGCUGGCUGCCUGACAGGUCGUUACCACUCAGAUCUAGCUUCUUGAGAUGGGCAGCAUGGGAGCUCCGUGCCAGGAAUUGUAGGUCCUCAGGCAGCAGGGCACAGAAGGCCAGCUCUAAGCUCUCCAGGGGGCUCUGCAGAGUGCUGCAGGGACACAGGAGGUACAAAAGAGUCAUAGCCUGGCAGCCCUGGGGAAAGGUCCUCAUAGAGGGGAGGGACUGUGCAAUAGUGGGGACCACUCACCUCAGCAGUUGGUCCAGCCUCCCGGAAAGGAGAGAAGAGCCCAUGCUAAGCUCCCGCAGACAGGUGAAGCGGCCCAUCUGGGCCAGAAAGUAGCGGAAGUUGUCCUCACCAUCCACAGAAGGCUGCCUCGAGUCCCCAUGCACGUAAUGCAGACGAAGGCUAGCCAGGUGCUGGAAGCGAGCCACAUGUGGGAUGAUGACAGACAGGCCACGCAGACCCAGGUUAUUGAAGCGCAGAUCCACACGGCGCAGGCAGCCUGCAUCCAAAAGCUGCAGCAGGGCCACAGUGUUCCGCAUGGGCAAGUCCUCAGCUCUGAGGUCCCGGCAGCAGAGCCGCAGUGGGCUGCCCACACUGCUUCGGAGUGCCUCACGAAGGAAUGCAUAGGAGGCUCGGUUCACCCGCAGGUCCACACGAACCUCCACAGGGACAAGGGACAGCCCUGGCUCAGUGGUCCCACCCUGCUGCUGGGCAAUACAUGUCCGGGCCACAGCUGCUGUACAAUCCCACAUGCUCAUGGUACCAGGAUCCUGCUCCACACCAUCAUCCAGGAGACCAGUCAUGUCCAGCACCCGCAGUGUAUGCUUUCUAGGAACAGGAAUGGCUGGAGGCAGGGGGUGAGAUGGCAAGGCCCACAUCCCUCCCAGCCUCCUUGAACAGGACCAACAAGUAUUUAAGGUUCCCACACUGAGUUCCUGCUAACCUCAGGACCAAAGUCUAGAAACUGCUCAAGGAACCCUCUUUGUACUCCUAGCUGUGGGCCCUGUGCAUACCUGCAGAGAGGCUGUGAGCCAGCCUCCAUUUCUGGGGUGUGGAGCCGGGCAGUCAGCCCAAGGAUAACAGCUUGCAUGCUCUCAGUGCUGGGCCUCUCCUGCAGCAGGGCCCGACUGCAAUGGGCACACUCCUGUAGCAGCUGCUGAAAGCUAAGCAGUGGGAAGGGCCACGUGUGUACCAGCUCACGCAGUACCACUGUCUUCUUGUCCAUAAAGGCCACCUUGAACAGCAGGGGGAAGAGUUCACGGGGCAGCAAGGGCAGGGCCUGGCAGGCAGCUGGCUGGCACUGGAGCACUUGCCUUGUGCUGAGGAACACAAGUGUGUGCAUGGUGGUAUGCUGAGGUGGUGAGGUGUCCACCUGUAGGAGAGGGACCUUAAUUGAGGAAGACAAACCUUAACCACCACCAGGCCACACCCUUUCCACAGCUCAGUGGUACAAAAGCAAUCCUCCUACCCUUGCCUCCCAAAUGCUGGGAUUACAUGCAUGUACCACCACACCCAGCUUGUUUAGCUUUUUGAUACAGGGUCUUACUUCACUUUAGCCAAAAUUGAGACAGGGUCUCACUAUGUACCCCUGGCUGGCCUGCAAAUUGUGGUGACCCUCCUCACUAGUGCCAGGAUUAGACAUGCCAUGCCUCAGUGCCUAGCACUUGGCAAAGUGGACAAGGGACAAGGCCACAACUUAGAAACAUGAGGACAACAGUGUCAAGCAGAAUAUCAAUAGUGUGGCACCAUCAACAACCUGCUUUUGUGUGCUUCUGAAAGACGACUGUUGCUCUGUAGGGCCCACAUUUGAUACUUCAUGUCUGCCCACUCACAAAUAUGCUUCUGUGGUCCUUCAUCAGCACUGGAACAGGUAGAAAACUCCCACAGGGACUACAGCCACAUUGUGGCUCCCUCCCUCGCCCUUCUCAGAUAUGCAUGCCCUUGGAUUCCAGGAAAUACCAAAGACCCACAGAACCCUUGAGUACAGAUGAUGUACUGUAGCCUGAGAUAGCACCAUGAAUGUGAACCCCAGAGUAAUUAUUCUCUGGGGUAGAAUCAGGCACGGAAAGCCCCGAGAAAGGGCAACUCUCACCUUCUGUGGUCCUUGCCGCCUAUCUUCCUUUUCACAAGGGAACCAAUGUGGAGGGAAAACGAGUCUUAAAUUCGUGAGAUUCAGAAGGGCUCAGGCCAGGGACUGCACAGAUGAGGCACAGAUGGCUGCCAAAGUAGCAGCCAAGCUGAGAAGCCACAAGCAAGAGGCCCCUGCAGCUGGAGAGUACCUGCAACACAGGGCUAGUCCUGAUGCUGACUUUAGCAGACUUCUGUGAGCCAAACAUCUCGACCCCAGAACUACAGUGCAGCCAUACCCCUCUGACAGACUGGAAAGCCAAGGCCGAGGCCUUACCAAGGUCACAGCCCAGGGAAAAGUGGGGGGAUGCAGACUGGCUACAAAGCUCUUGAGCUUGCAGACUUCUCGCACCUUGAACAAGAACUUUAAGACAUGAGUUCUGAAGAAAGCCUGCACACCCACCCUCGACCUAGCUCUGCCGAAACGCAAAUGUCGCGAGAAGGAUGCCUACCUCGCAGGCAGUUCAAACAGAUCGCGCACCUGUCACAAGAGGAAAGGAAAGCCGCCCACGAGGCGCUUCUGGGCGACACUGCCGCCCGCAGCGGAAUCGGCGCGGCGCCUCCGGACGUGCCCGCCUGGCUCCUCCGGGGAUCAAGAC
Jaculus jaculus (lesser Egyptian jerboa) is the source of this 5698-nucleotide messenger RNA. RefSeq names its product leucine rich repeat containing 24 (gene Lrrc24). The transcript has 5 exons. NCBI's taxonomy places the organism in Eukaryota, Metazoa, Chordata, Mammalia, Rodentia, Dipodidae. The record is from RefSeq and is a predicted model, not a curated record. Gene Ontology annotation, molecular function: protein binding. The coding region runs from base 105 to 1730 and encodes 541 amino acids.